AUGUUAUCCAAAUUAUUCAAGACCCCUGUUAACUCAUUAUACUCAUCUAUGAUUAGCAGAGCUGCUUUCAGCAAUAUCUCUAAGUGCAAGACCGAUGAGUCCAUCACUCACAUGGUUAACUACUACUUAGACGAAGCUGCCGAACAUACCGACAUUCCCAAGGACAAGAUGAACUUCUACAAGAACUGUGAUGGUAUUGUCUAAAUUAACAUCCCACUCAAAAGAGAAAAUGGUAAAUUCGAGACUAUCAAGGCUUACCGUGUCCAACACAAGACUCACUGUUUGCCUACCAAGGGUGGUUUUAUCAUUAACGAUCAAGUCAGUAGAGAAGAUAUCCAAAGCUUUGCUGUUCUCAACACUGUCAGAUCUACCACUCUUGAUCUUCCUUACGGUGGUGCCAAGGGAGCUAUCUGCAUUAACCCCAAAGAAUACACCGAAAAUGAACUUGAAUUAAUUAUCAGAAGAUUCACCCUCGAAGCUGCUAAGAAGAACAUUAUUGGAUCUUCAGUAGAUGUUUUGGGAACCGAUCUUGGUGCUUCUGAAAGAGAAAUGAACUGGAUUAAAGAUACUUUUGCUACUCUCUACGGUCAAGAUGAUAUUCAUGCCAUUGCUUGUGUCACAGGAAAGGGCUUAAAUUAAGGUGGUUUGAAGGGUUAUGUUGAAUCUCCUGGUUAUGGUGUAUACUACACUUUAAAGUACAUGCUUGAAAACAAGGAAUUCCUCUAAAAGACUGGUCUUACUCAAGGUUUAAAGGGCAAGACUUUUGUUAUUGAAGGUUUUGGAAGUGUUGGUUACUGGGCUGCUCAUCAUUUACAAGAAGCUGGUGCUAUUUUAGUUGGUGUUUGUGAACAUGAUGGACAAAUUUUCAAUCCUUAAGGUAUUGAUGCCAGUGAAUUGAAUAAUUACAUGAAGAAGAACAAGGGUGUUAAAGGUUUCCCUAAAGCAACUGAAUAAGAAAAUGUUGCUUAUAGCAAGUGCGAUUUCUUUAUUCCCUGCUUCUUUGCUCAAUCUAUUUAUGCUGAAAAUGCCGAUAAGUUCUAAUGCAAGGUUGUUGCUGAAGGUGCUAACUUACCAACUACUCCUGCUGCUGAAAAGAUUCUUAAAGAAAAGGGAAUCGAAAUUAUUCCUGAUAUCAUCACUUCUUCUGGUGGUUUCUUGGCUUCUUAUUUUGAAUGGAUUAAGAAUAUCAACCACACUUAACACGGUGCUAUGACUCGUAAAUGGGAAGAAAAGAGUAACUAAUAGGUCUUAGAAACAAUUGAAGGUACUACAGGUUUAAGACUUGUUAGCAAAGCAAUUCUUGAUCACGUUGAAGAAAUUAAGGGUGCUUCUGAAAGAGAUUUAGUUAUUAGUGGUAUCGAAGAAAGUUUUGAAAAUGCAUUAAUUGAAACAAUCGAAACUUCUAAGAAGCACAAUGUAAGCUUAAGAUGUGCUGCUUACAUUAAUGCCUUAAAUAAACUCCACGGUCACUACGAAUAAGUAGGUAUUACUUUCAGCAAGUGA
Molecule: messenger RNA, 1503 nt
Organism: Tetrahymena thermophila SB210
Lineage: Eukaryota; Ciliophora; Oligohymenophorea; Hymenostomatida; Tetrahymenidae
Product: glutamate/leucine/phenylalanine/valine dehydrogenase
Exons: 8
Biological process (GO): L-glutamate catabolic process
Cellular component (GO): mitochondrion
Molecular function (GO): L-glutamate dehydrogenase (NAD+) activity
Source: RefSeq, a predicted model, not a curated record